Molecule: messenger RNA, 1752 nt
Organism: Arabidopsis lyrata subsp. lyrata
Lineage: Eukaryota; Viridiplantae; Streptophyta; Magnoliopsida; Brassicales; Brassicaceae
Product: BTB/POZ and TAZ domain-containing protein 4
Exons: 5
Coding region: 498-1616 (372 amino acids)
Molecular function (GO): protein binding
Source: RefSeq, a predicted model, not a curated record
AAAAAACAUGCAGAGUCGUGUUUCAAUUGAUAAAGCGAUAAUAAAAACCAACUUGACGAAGCUUUUUCAGAACGAGGACAAACCCGUUAAGGCGCGUGGAUUCUCAGCCGUCUGUUUCGUAACUGUAGGCUCCACGCGCCUCUCGGUAAUUUUCGCAGGUGGUUGUCUUGUCUUUUGAUGAUAUGAACGAAGAAAAUAUCUCUAAAUUUUUGAACAAAAAAGUGAGAAAUUAAGGAAAUUAAAAUAAUAAAAUUAUCCUUUCGGUGGAUUUUUUUUUGGAAAUUUUGUCGUCUUCUAUUGUUUUUGUGAGUGUGUGUGUGUUUAUAUAAUGGUAAGAGAUCUCUGAUCUCUCAAGUUUCUCUAUAGAGUUUCGUCUCCUGCUCUUUCCACCAAGGAGGAGAUUUUCUCGUUAAUUUUGAUAGACUUGCCUCUUCGAAACAAGCUAAUUCUGUGGUCUGAAUCGUUUCAAGGAAAGAGAAGAUAAGCUAAACAAGAGAAUGGUGACUGGUUGUUUGGAUCUUCAUCAAUCCUUCAAAUCUGCGGAUUCAUCUUCUGUGCCAAUUCCUCCACCUCUUCCAUCAAAAUCUGAUGGACACAAGAAAAGACUCGGGCCUAGCUGUGUUUCGACAGCCACAAGAGAUAUGUGUGAUCGUCUUUUCAAUGAUGGAUACAAAGCUGAUGUAGUGAUCUAUACAGAUAAUGGCAGCAUCAUCUAUGCUCAUGCCAACAUCAUUGGAACUGCUUCCACUGUGAUCAAAGGCAUGUUGAAGCAAGCCAAGAGACAUGGCAAGUGGCAUACAAUCUCAAUCCGCGGUGUCCCUCACGAUGCUGUGCGAGUUUUUAUCCGUUUCCUCUACUCUUCUUGCUAUGUGAAAGAAGAAAUGAACGAGUUUAUCAUGCAUUUGCUACUUCUGUCGCACGCGUAUGUGGUUCCUCAGCUGAAACGGGUCUGUGAAUGGCAUCUAGAACAUGGUUUGCUUACCACUGAGAAUGUGAUUGAUGUGUUCCAGCUUGCGCUGCUGUGUGAUUUCCCUCGGCUGAGCCUCAUAUCUCACCGUAUGAUCAUGAAACACUUUAAGGAGCUUUCCGCGACCGAAGCAUGGACAGCUAUGAAGAAAAGCCAUCCCUUUCUUGAGAAAGAAGUUAGAGACUCAGUGAUCAUCGAAGCAAAUACGCGGAAAGAGAGGAUCAGAAAACGCAAUGAUCAGAGGAUAUAUUCGCAGCUAUACGAAGCAAUGGAAGCUCUUGUUCAUAUAUGCAGAGACGGAUGUAAAACAAUAGGACCACAUGAUAAAGAUUUAAAACCGGACCACGCACCGUGUAACUAUGAAGCUUGCAAGGGAUUAGAAUCACUGAUCCGGCAUUUCGCAGGCUGUAAGCUUAGAGUUCCAGGAGGUUGCGUGCAUUGCAAGAGAAUGUGGCAACUCCUUGAAUUGCAUUCACGUGUUUGCGCAGAUUCUGAUCAAUGUCGAGUCCCUCUAUGCAGAAACUUUAAGGAGAAGAUGGAGAAACAGAGCAAGAAAGAUGAAUCGAGAUGGAAACUUCUGGUGAAGAAUGUAUUGGGGAGUAAGAAAGUCGGAGGCUCUCCUUUUUUUUUACCGGUGACAAGCUGUUAAAAAACGUGGUCUCAAGAUUUCACCAUUUUGUCAAUCUCAAGAAGGGCGAGUUUUAAGCGUUUCUUGUGAUCCUAUCUUAAAAACAAGUGUAACAUAAUGAAUUUGAAUAAAUGACACAUAUUUUGGUCGGCCAAGA